UCUCUUUUGGACAUCUGGCGCAAAUAAUUACGAAGCCGACAGAAAUUAUGAUACAGGACUUGUUAAACGCUUGCCAAAGCCCCGAGGGUCUGGGAAUUAGAUCCUUCACGGACACCACAGUGAUUGAGCACUUUAUACAUCCUUGCGAGAGGCAUAUAUUUUUAAAUAUCCUUAAAAUUAUAAAAGUCCACCAAGAAGUCGCUCAGUUUACACAGUCCGUGGGAUCGCAGAAGAACACACUUGGCCAACUUCCAGAUCUUUCGGAUGGCUAUUACUUGCUCAAUUUGGCCAAGGGAAUCGAGGUCGCCCUAGAGGAUUACCAUGCCGAGAUCAGGCGCCUGGAGAAGUACUGCUCGGAGAACGAGCGCACCUCGCUGUCCUACGUCCACGAUGCCCUGCAAGUCAAGCUGCCAGUUCUGGUUUUCCUGAGGAACCUCAUCAUGGAGAUCCAGGUGCGAAAACUGCGGGGAUGCGCCAUGCUGUACAACCUCCAUCAGCAGUCCGAGCACGGAGACAUUCAACUGGAGAGAGUAAUCAGGAAAAUUAUGAAGCCCGUUAAGUACGCAUUCUUCUCGAGCCUGGCUCACUGGCUGUUGUUCGGUGUGAUCGACGACGUCCACACGGAAUUCUUCAUUAAAUUCACCUCAAACGAUUCGGUGGACGGUAGCCUAUGCAGCAAAUCGGCCAGUAGUUCUGUGAUGAGCGCCGACAAAACCCCCGAGGACUAUAUAUGGCAGUACGAAAUCAAUCUGGAUCAGCUGCCCGGAUUUCUGUCCUCCAUUGUGGCCGAAAAGGUCCUGUUCGUGGGACAAACUGUGCUGGUCUUCAAGAUGCGGAAAAACGUUACCGCGAAGAACAACACAGACCAAUUGGCAGUGAAGCUGGCUGAACUGUCACGCGAUGAUAUCUACGAACUGUGGAACGGCAGGGAAUCCGAGUUCUUUCAGAUGGUCCUGGACCUGAGCAACGACGAGACCAUCAAUGUCUUCCGCAUCGAAAAUGUUAUAAACGAUAUCAAGAAGUACGUUAGCAUGCGGCUCUCGGAAAUAGCUGUUAACGAAGUGGAUCUGGAGAGCCAAAUGGGACUCAUCAAAGACUUUUAUUUGUUGGGACGAGGGGAGUUCUACUUGGAGUUCUGUUGCCAAAUGAUCGGAACCAUGGAAACUUAUCGCGAGGAGCGAUUCAAGAAUAUCACGAGAUCAUUUGAGCUGGCGGCUACCGUCAUGGGAAUCUCUGAUGACUUGGACCACUUUGCACUCAGUUGCCAAAGAAGCAUCAGUGAGCCAGACGAGAGUUCCGACUUUCAUAUUCUGCAAGGCCUGAACCUCAAGUACACAUAUGAGUGGCCUUUGAAUCUGUUGUUUUCGCCGAAGGCAAUUGAACGAUACAACAAGAUAUUUCGGUUCUUGCUGAUUAUUCGAACUUUUCAAUACGAAAUACAAAGAGUCUGGGCCAAGCAGACCUGGAAGGCUAAAACUUUGCCUGCGCCUCUGGAUAAUAAAAUCAUAAAUCUUCGCAAUCAUCUGAUGUUCUUCCUGAACAAUAUGCAGUACUACAUUCAAGUGGAUGUGCUUGAAAGUCAAUUUAGUAUUCUGAUGAAUGUGAUUAAAAGCAAGGCUGAUUUUGAAGAAAUACAAAGAGCUCAUACAAUAUUUCUGGCAAAUGUCCUGUCGCAAUGUUUCCUGCUUUCCGACUCAAACGAGGGCCAAAAAAAUACUACCGGAUGCCAAUCGCAAAACCCCAUUUAUGGAACGCUUCUUAAACUCUUCAGUAUAUGCGACAAGUUUGCGCACAUUACCCAAACGAAGGAUCCGCCUGAUAACUUUAUGGGCGAGAUCGACGAUCUUAAUGAAAGAUUUGGUGUUCAAAUUGCGAGCCUUAUCCAACUAUUAGUUGACGUUAAAUCAGCAUCUAGCUUGGGUCCGCUUUCUCAACUCCUUUUGCGAUUGGAUUUUAAUCAUUGGUUUAGUGCCAACCAUAAUGUGUCAGCAUCGAGCAAAUAAACGAAGGAAGUACCUUUACCUAGAGCUGUAA
This is a messenger RNA of Drosophila takahashii, 2034 nucleotides long. It is a transcript of the gene Grip75, whose product is annotated as gamma-tubulin complex component 4. Gene Ontology annotation, cellular component: equatorial microtubule organizing center; centrosome; spindle pole. The record is from RefSeq and is a predicted model, not a curated record. Gene Ontology annotation, biological process: spindle assembly; mitotic cell cycle; microtubule nucleation. Gene Ontology annotation, molecular function: gamma-tubulin binding; microtubule minus-end binding. NCBI's taxonomy places the organism in Eukaryota, Metazoa, Arthropoda, Insecta, Diptera, Drosophilidae.